AUGAAGGAAUUUAUCCAACGAGUGCUUCUUGGCCGGUGGUUCAUGGUCUUUGCUUCACUCUUGAUCAUGGCCGUGUCUGGUCCUGGUUACAUGUUUGGUUUGUACUCUAACCACAUCAAAGCAUCGUUAGGAUAUGACCAAACCACUCUCAAUUUGAUAAGCUUCUUCAAGGACUUGGGAGGCAAUGUUGGAGUCUUGUCAGGGCUCAUCAAUGAAUUCACACCACCUUGGGUGGUUCUUUUCGUGGGUUCAAUCAUGAAUUUCUUUGGAUUUUUCAUGAUUUGGCUUGCCGUUACUGACCGUAUUUCCAAGCCGAAAGUUUGGCAGAUGUGUCUUUAUAUGCUUGUGGGUUCGAAUUCACAGACAUUUUCUAAUACUGGAGCUCUAGUCACUUGUGUGAAGAACUUCCCAGAAAGCAGAGGUGGCGUUAUUGGCUUGUUAAAGAGUUUUGUUGGUCUGAGCGGUGCGAUUAUGACACAACUCUACCAUGCUUUCUAUGGAGAUAUCUCUAAGGAUCUUAUCUUAUUUAUUGGUUGGCUUCCCACGGCUGUUUCUCUCAUAUUUCUUCGAACAGUUCGAAUUAUGAAGAACGUUCGACAAGCAAAAGAGCUCAAAGUUUUCUGCAAACUCUUCUAUGUUUCGCUUGGCCUUGCCAGUUUCCUCAUGGUUCUAAUUAUCAUACAAAACAAGCUCAGGUUUACAAGAAUUGAAUACGUUGGAAGCGCUUCUGUUGUUUCUAUUUUACUUUUCCUCCCUUUAGCUAUUGUUAUAAAAGAAGACUAUGAUCUCUGGAAAAGCAAGAAAGCAGAUCCUGCUCCAGUAGAAAUCGUGACUGAUGAGAAUACUCCAGCAGCAGAGCCAUCACCCCGACCUGCAGGAGCUCCAAAUACAGCAAUGGAGAAGCCAGCUUUUUCCCUGGAAAAAAUUUUCAAGCUUCCUGAUAGAGGUGAAGACUACACCAUAUUUCAAGCAAUUAUCAGUCCGGACAUGAUGAUGCUAUUCGUUGCAACAGCUUGUGGGACUGGAGGGGCAUUGACAGCAAUUGAUAACUUGGGUCAGAUUGGUGAAUCGCUGGGCUAUCCAACUCGUACAAUCACAACCUUUGUAUCACUUGUUAGUAUUUGGAACUAUCUUGGUCGAUCAGUGACGGGCUUUGCCUCUGAAUUCCUUUUAACAAAAUAUAAGAUCCCUCGCACACUAUUGCUUACAUUUGUGCUUCUUUUGGCUUGCACUGGCCAUCUUCUGAUUGCCUUUGGUGUUCCUAAUUCUCUUUACUUUGCUUCAGUGAUUACUGGGUUCUGCUUUGGAGCACAAUGGCCAUUGAUAAUUGCCAUAAUAUCUGAGAUUUUUGGGCUCAAGUACUUUUCAACUUUGUACAAUUUUGGCUCCGUUGCGACCCCAGUUGGCACAUACAUUCUCAAUGUGAAAGUGGCUGGCCCUUUAUAUGAUAAACAGGCAUUAAAGCAAAUGAAGUCUUUGGGGCUCAAAAGGGAAGCAGGGAAGGAAUUGAGAUGCGUUGGUGUGCAUUGUUACAGAAUCUCUUUCCUUGUGAUCACUGCAGCGACGCUGUUUGGAUUUCUUAUUUCGAUCAUUUUGGUGCUUAGGACCAAAAAAUUCUACAAAGGUGAUAUCUAUAAGAAAUUCAGGGUGGAAGCCGAGGCCGUAGAGAAGUAACGUUGAUCUUAUUUAUGUGUAUUGAAGUAGAGGGAAAAAUUUGCAAGAGCAGUAUUCAUGUUGGAUAUUGCUAUAAGGGUGGGUAUCACUUUACCAAUAAGUUAAGGGCUUAAGGAUUAGGCCCUAUGUAGCUUUGAGAGUCAAAAAAGCACUUUUGAAAAGGUUCUAAAU
Hevea brasiliensis (rubber tree) is the source of this 1845-nucleotide messenger RNA. RefSeq lists its product as uncharacterized. Gene Ontology annotation, cellular component: membrane. The transcript has a single exon. The record is from RefSeq and is a predicted model, not a curated record. NCBI's taxonomy places the organism in Eukaryota, Viridiplantae, Streptophyta, Magnoliopsida, Malpighiales, Euphorbiaceae. Bases 1 to 1674 code for a protein of 557 amino acids.